AUGGCGACCUGCUCCAUCCAGACCGGCUCCAUCCAGACCUGCUCCAUCCAGACCUGCUCCACCCAGACCUGCUCCACCCAGACCUGCUCCAUCCAGACCUGCUCCAUCCAGACCUGCUCCACCCAGACCUGCUCCAUCUACACCUGCUCCAACCAGACCUGCUCCUUACAGACCUGCUCCACCCAGACCUGCUCCAUCCAGACCUGCUCCAUCCAGACCUGCUCCACCCAGACCUGCUCCACCCAGACCUGCUCCAUCCAGACCGGCUCCAUCCAGACCUGCUCCACCCAGACCUGCUCCACCCAGACCUGCUCCAUCCAGACCGGCUCCAUCCAGACCUGCUCCAUCUACACCUGCUCCUUACAGACCUGCUCCACCCAGACCUGCUCCAUCCAGACCUGCUCCACCCAGACCUGCUCCAUCUAG
Messenger RNA from Osmerus eperlanus (European smelt), 426 nucleotides. RefSeq names its product keratin-associated protein 4-6. The coding region runs from base 1 to 426 and encodes 141 amino acids. The transcript is spliced from 2 exons. The record is from RefSeq and is a predicted model, not a curated record. NCBI's taxonomy places the organism in Eukaryota, Metazoa, Chordata, Actinopteri, Osmeriformes, Osmeridae.